Plasmodium malariae is the source of this 4737-nucleotide messenger RNA. RefSeq names its product conserved Plasmodium protein, unknown function. The transcript has a single exon. The coding region runs from base 1 to 4737 and encodes 1578 amino acids. Lineage: Eukaryota; Apicomplexa; Aconoidasida; Haemosporida; Plasmodiidae. The record is from RefSeq and is a predicted model, not a curated record.
AUGAAAUCAUAUCAUGAAGGCUCCUCGUUGGAUAAUUUAGUAGAGAAUUCGCUUUACUUAAUUAAUAAAAGUCGAUUUGAUGGUGUACAGAAAAAUAUUCCAUUUGAAGAAAAAUACUUAAAUAAAAAAAAAUAUUAUGAGCAUUUAAUUGAUUUAAAGUUCUUUGAUAUUAAGAAGAGGAUUACAUUUGUUAGCUCCACUCGUUGGAGUGAUGAUAGGAGAGGUGAUAAGGAUUGUAGUUAUGGUAUUCAUAAUGAUAACCAUAAGGAUGGACAUAAUAGCCAUUAUAACAGCGGAAGAAACGACGGUAGACGCUAUACCGAGAGGAAUAACAGAAAUUGUAGGAGCUUGAAAAGAAGAGGGUGUAACUUAAGAAAUGAAAAUGAAUAUAAUGUAUUUUUUAUACGCAGACAAUGGUGUGAAAAAUAUGAAAGGGAACACCAUAUGUACAUUAACAUGAUAAACAAAAAUGUAAACCAGAGCAAAAACGAAAACAAAAACCCAAGUAUAAGCGAAAACAGAAGCAAAAAUCAGAACCAGUACAACAUGAUAAGUUAUGUCGUUAUAGGAAAACAUAAACACGAGGGAAACAAAUGUUCAUACGAAGAAUUUGUGGUAGAAAUACCGAACUAUAGUGUUGAGUCUGAUGGCUUCUUCGUACAAAUUCAUGUAAAUAAAAAUCAAAAGAAUAUAUUUCUAUUGUCAAGUAAAGAAUGUGUUUUGAUAAGAAAUAAAUUAAUUAUAAAUAAUUUUAUUAGAGCAGAGUUAAUAUUACAUAAUAAAAAGUUUAAUAUAAGUUCAAAAAGGAAAAUAAUAAAAGCAGAAUGGUUUAGCAAGUCUGAUGAUGUAAUAUCUCUUUUAACUUAUGAAAAAGUUUCUGUAUAUAGUUCCUACAUGUGCAAAUUCAAAAGUAUAAUCAGAUUAAUUAAUAUAAAAAACCCUAUUACGGAAGAAAUAAAAAUAGUUGUUCCGGAUGUUGAUAUCCUGCUAUGUAAAAUAAAUAAUGAAGAUUUAAGUUUUGGAACAAAAAGGUUCAGAAAAGGAACAGAUACAAUUAUACAACAAUCAAAGUCCUCUACUGUUGAGCGAGAUGGCGGUAACGAUAAGAAGUGUAUCUUUACUGAUAACAACGAAAGAAAAGAAAGUGGUUCCCCCACGCCCAGUUCAAACAAAAUAAACGAAAAGGAUGAAAAUUUUCACAAUUAUAGUAAGGAUAAGGUAGUAGAAAACUCGAAGUGUACAGCAUAUAAAGGGGGAAGCUGUAUAAAAAAUAAAAAGAGUACAACUAUUCCAUAUGAUAAUAAUACCAUUAAUAAUAAUAUGAAUAAUCUUAAGGAAGUAUUAACAAGAAAAACAGUAAAAGUUGACUCAUUAUCUGACAAUGAUGAGAAAAUAAAAAAAUUGUAUUUAUCGAAAAAGGAUAAGUAUAAAAAUUUGGCAGUUGAUUUUUGCUUUUGUUCUAUUGGUGAAAAUAUCUUGUGGAUCGAAACAAGUUUAUUUGUUCUUCUAAAAAAUGGGAUAGUAUUAAUAUACUUACCAAUAUUAACAAGAAAGUGUUAUAUUAGUUAUUAUUUAUUAUAUCAGUUAAAUGAUAUUAAAGUGAAACAUGAAAAAAAAGAAUUAGCAAAGGAGGAGUACGUAGAAGAAUUUUUACAAUAUUAUGACUAUUUUAAACACUAUUCUGUAAAGAAAUAUAAAAGUAAUUGUGUAUAUGUUAAUUUUGAAAAAACCAUAAAAAUUAAUAAUAUGAAAGAACACAUGUGUUAUGUGCCCUAUGUUCUUACCUGUUUAAAAAAUGCCCAUUAUACAAGUAUAAAUCUAAUAUACUUUAAUAAUAUGGUAAUUAUUUCUGUUUGUGAUAAGUCUGGUUAUAUAUCCUUUUUUUUGUUAAAUUAUUAUAUUACUCCAUUUAUUACAAUGCGUAAAGAAGGAAAUAAACGAAGGGGUCGAAAAGAGGGAGAAGGGAAGGAACAGAAAGAACAGCAAGAACAGAAAGAACAGCAAGAACAGAAAGAACAGCAAGAACAGAAAGAACAGAAAGAACAGAAAGAACAGAAAGAACAGAAAGAACAGAAAGAACAGCAAGAAGCAAAAGCACAGGAAGAGGAGGAAAAAAAAAAAAAAAAAAAAAAAAAAAAUCAUUUUUCAUUCCAAGAAAAGGAAAAAGAAUCAUUUUUUUAUAACAUUUUUAAUAACAGCGAAAAUAUAAUUUUAGAAAAAAUGAAUCCAACACUUUGGAGCAAUUUAAUUAACAAGGAAAAGUAUGACGAUUAUUACAAUAAACUCAAAAAUGCUUAUAAAAUGAAAUUCCUCUUAAACGAAAUAAAUAGCAAAAAGAACAGUAAGAGCUUUUUGCAGAUUUGGUUAAACAACACAAAAAAAGGUACUAAAAUUACUUCAGUGGACGAUAUACUGAUUGGAGAUAGGUCUAGUAGUAGCUCAUAUGAAUACAUGCAGAACGAACACGAACUAGUAAACUGCACCAAGAGCAAAAAGAAAAAGACAAUUUUUACCGAAAUGUUUGUAAAGAGGGAGUAUAAUGGAAAAGGAUGUUGGAAUAUGUUCGAUGAAGUGGGGAACAUGGAACCAUGGAAGGAAGACAAACAAACAGAUGAUAUUUUCCUAUCGUGCUAUGAGGAUAUGAAUGAAAUUAUUGAAAAGGAAGAGGAUUACGAAAUUAACUCGGAAUAUCGUUUAUUACACGUUUUGCUAUUUGACUCAUAUUACACAGGUAUGAGCAAUGCACGAUCUAUUGUUCUCUAUGACAACAACUUACUAUGUUUUAACAAUAAUAAAAUAAUGGUUUUAAAUUUAGUAUGGGUAAGAUUCUUUCAUGUUAUAUUUUAUUUAUUAUAUAUGAAGAAUUUACUAUCAGCCAGGUUACUGUAUGAGAUGUGCCGAAAUAGUAUGUAUAUGAAGACGACAAUUUUUAAAUCUAAAAUAGGUUUUUAUGAAUUUGACUAUUAUAAUUAUUUGUUAUUAGAUCACAGCAAAAAGUUGAGUUAUCAUAAUUUUUCAGAAUUAUUUAAAAGUGAACAAAAGAUACUAUUAAAUAAUGACAAAAAUUGUAUGAACAAUUUUGAUAUAUAUCAGUCAAAUGUACUAUAUAAUAUACAGUAUGUUUUUUAUCCUAUCAUUAUUGAAGAUGACUAUUAUUUGCAUGCUAAUAAGUUGAGAGAUGUAUAUUUUAUAUUUACUCAUUAUAUUAAUUUAGAAUGUCAAAGGAAGGAAAAAUUAUUUUUGAAUCAAAAUAUUAACUUUUACACUCGUUCCAUUUAUAAAAAUUUAUUCUUAAUAUAUGAUUGUUUUAAACUAAAUUUUGUAAAAAAUAAUGAUCAUACCAAAUAUAUGGGAAAAAAAAAUAAUAUGAAUAAUAGAACAACAACACAUGUGAUAGAAAAGAAAAGGAAUAACAAAUCAUUGUGUAUUUUAUCAAAAAAAUGUAAGAAAUUAAGGCACUAUCAGAUCAAUAUAACCACCCUUGAUAGUAAUUGCUUAGAUAUCAAUUUUUACAAAAUGGUGCUCUCCUCUUACAUUUAUUCUCGAUGUAACGAUUAUAUGAAUUACCUAAUUAAAAAUAAUUUGAUACUGUACAAAGGGAAAUGGAGCAUCAACAUGUCCAUAUAUUCCGACAGACAAUCCAAACAGGCAAUAAACAUUCUUAAUACAACUAUUCCCAAGGUGAGAGAUAAAAAUAUGCAUAAUGAUGAACACAAUGAUAAUUUUUAUGGGGAUAAUAACAUUAAUACAGUGGAUAGGGCUACUCAUAUAAGCAAUAGUAUCGGUAGCAUGUAUAUUCAUAAAAAUUACAAAACAUACGUCCAAACAGAUUAUGACAUUUGUGGUAAGGGUACAAAUAAAAACAAAAGUGAAAUAUUAAAUAUUAAGUUAACAAAUAAACUGCCUGAUAUGCACUUAAAUUUUGUGAACAAGGAUAAAACAGCAUUUAUAAAAAAUUUUACCACUGAACAUGUAAAUUUAUCGUCCUUAAGUAGUAACAGCUAUAGAGAUAAUAACAUUUUCCCAAACCAUAAUUGUUAUUCGUCUUUACAAUUUUUAAAAAAUAUAUUUGUCUUACUAGAUAAUAAAGACCCUCAUUAUGAUAAUAAUUUUUUUAAAAUAACAAAAGCUCAAUUUAAUGAAGAAUUGCAUAUGUCUAGAAAUAGUAAACCAUUGCAGAGUUACGAAGACCAAAUGAGUACCGAAACGCUAAUUAAUUAUAUGAAAAAUGUUGUUCUAUUAUUAUCCUCAAAGAACGGGAAAAAAAGAGAAAAUAUAGAAUGUACUUUUUUAAUAAAAAAAUUAAUAAGAAUAAAAAAUGACUAUAUACAUGUUAAGGAUUAUUAUUUAAAAAAAAAUAAAAUAAAUCUGAAUGCUCCAUAUAAGCUAAAGGAUAAUAAAAUAGACUUCUUAGAAAAUAUUAUAAAACCCUACUACUUUUUUUUAGGUCUCAAUUCAUAUUAUGAGAAAAAAUUUAAAAAAAUUGAAAAUGAUAUAAUUCAUAUUUUAGCUAAUAAAAUACUGAAUUUCCUAAAAUUUCAUGCGAAUAUUCAAAAUAUGAGCAAAACGUUAGUUGAAAAAAAUUCAGCAAUAGUUAGAGAAAUUCAGUUAUGCUAUGAUACCCAAAAAGUAAUUCAACAGAAAUUUAAUUUAUUAAAAAAUACAGUUCUUCUUAACAGUUUGAUGAAUUCAGAGAAGUUCAGAAAAAAAUGUGCAUCAGUAGAGUUAGAACUGUAG